Prunus armeniaca (apricot) is the source of this 372-nucleotide messenger RNA. The record is from the annotation of a GenBank genome assembly. Lineage: Eukaryota; Viridiplantae; Streptophyta; Magnoliopsida; Rosales; Rosaceae.
AUGGCAGGCUCUCGCAAAGGUUUAAAAAUCUUUGCUGCUGUCACUGGCAUUCUCCUCAUUGUCAUCUUAGUUGUUCUAGUCGUUCUGUUCGUUACAAUCUUUAAACCCAAAGAACCUUCAAUCUUCACCAAGCCGGUGACCCUAGAAAGCUUUGAAUUGGUAGUUACUCCAGUGGUAAGGUUGAAUGUAUCAAUUGGAAUAUUGAUCACAGUGAAAAAUCCGAACUAUGGAGGCUUUAAGUAUGAAAACAGCACAGCUCAUAUCAGUUAUCGUGGGAAUGUCGUCGCUGAAGCUCCGAUCGAAGAAGACACAAUUCCAGCUCGUGCGACUCAUAACAUCACCUCUUCUAAACCACCCUGCAUGGCAAGGUGA